Messenger RNA from Cladocopium goreaui, 858 nucleotides. The record is from the annotation of a GenBank genome assembly. Lineage: Eukaryota; Dinophyceae; Suessiales; Symbiodiniaceae.
AAGUUGAUACCCUAUCCCUAUCGGUAAACGCAGACUCACUCGGCGAGAAUGAUGCUGUGGGUGCUGCUGUUGCUGCAGCCUUUCGUUUCUUUGUGCGAGGGAUGUGUGUCCGAAACCUGUGGUUUGCCACCGCAACCCGCUGAAACUUCGGAUGCAUUUGCUUCGAUUCAAGUCAUGGGGAAGCAGACAACCGAAAAAGAACUCGACGACAAGGUUGUAGUCGAACACAUCUACAAGCUUAAUGAGGACGGCACAGUCACAAUCAUCUUCAAGUAUGAGGAUGGCACGGAGGAAGUGUUCGAUGUCCUGGAUCCUCAUUCUCCAGGGCUUUUGCAAGAACAAAGGAGCCAAGAAGGCUUCCCGUGGAAGAAGAUAUGGAAGAUCAAGAAAAUCAAGGAAGCGCUGGGCCGCCGACGCCAGCAUCCCUCCUCCUCAUGCACAAGUGGGGAUUUCUCUUUCUCAUUCCCCAACGACAACAGGAACGAAUCCGCUGAAGCAACCUCGGUUCGUGUCCUCACGAAUGAAGCUGGCUUUGGCCUUGGCGAGUAUAUUUCUGACGACCAGGACGUCUUCAGUAAAACUUUCAAUGUGAGUGCUAGCUGUGAGAUUGUGCCUAGAUCCUUCUUCCUCUCCUUCAACAUCACAUCCAGCCGCAGCUUGAUACUUGACUUCUUGCCUUUCAAUCCCGUUCCAUGUGCUGGGCUGUCGAAUUCCACCUCGCUUGAAUCAAAUUGCAGUGAUGUGAAAUUCCAGUACAUUUCUUGAGAUUUCUUGAGGAAACUGCAGCACUAAUUUCAAAUUCUUUCCAAUUUGAGAGGCCUACUAGAAAGCAACACAGCUUUGAAGCGCAGAAAAAAC